AUGGCUUUCUACCGCGGCAUGGGUGGCCCUCAGCAUAUGAUGCCGCCGCCGCCGCCGCAGCCGAGGCCAUGGAGCAAGGCGGAGGACAAGGUGUUCGAGGCCGCGCUGGUGACGUUCCCGGAGAACGUCCCGAACCGGUGGCUGUACGUGGCGGCGCAGCUGCCGGGGCGCACGCCGCAGGAGGCCUGGGAGCACUACCAGGCGCUCGUGGCCGACAUCGACCUCAUCGAGCGCGGCCUGGUCGAGGCCCCCGACUCCUGGGACGAGGACUCUGCUGCCGGCGGCGGUGGCGGCGGACGCGGCCGCGGAAGCGGGGGAUCCGAGGAGCGCCGCCGAGGCGUGCCCUGGAGCGAGGAGGAGCACAGGCUGUUCCUGGAAGGGCUGGAGAGGUACGGACGCGGCGACUGGAGGAACAUCUCGCGGUGGUCGGUGAAGACGAGGACGCCGACGCAGGUGGCCAGCCACGCGCAGAAGUACUUCAUCCGUCAGGCCAGCGCCGCCAGCCGCGGCGACACCAAGCGCAAGAGCAUCCACGACAUCACCACCGCCUGAUUCCCUCGUGGUCAAUAUCAAGAAUCCGGUCCGGCCCAAGCUGAGCUGAAACCCGCCGUCGUCCUCGCCGUCUGUUCUGUCGGCCGUAGCACAGUUCGAUGCAGGGGAGAAGCUUUGCUUGGUUGGAUUCUGCGAUUCGGAAGAUCUAGCUGUAUGGUCGAAUAAUGGUGUCCUUUGUCGUGUGUGAAAUGUUAAGGAAGAAACAGAGACCGGAAAGGAUUACAGCAUAAAUCCGCCGUUCUUGGUUUCUACUCUUUUUUCUUAUAGACCGAGUCGAUGACAGUGGCAUGGCUUUUCACAUGCCGUUCUCAUCCUAUCUGAUUUUCAAAUACAUAUGUCCUAGUGACAAGUGUCCUUUA
Molecule: messenger RNA, 911 nt
Organism: Lolium rigidum
Lineage: Eukaryota; Viridiplantae; Streptophyta; Magnoliopsida; Poales; Poaceae
Product: transcription factor DIVARICATA-like
Exons: 2
Coding region: 1-552 (183 amino acids)
Molecular function (GO): DNA binding
Source: RefSeq, a predicted model, not a curated record